Messenger RNA from Theobroma cacao (cacao), 1986 nucleotides. RefSeq names its product glutathione gamma-glutamylcysteinyltransferase 3-like. Lineage: Eukaryota; Viridiplantae; Streptophyta; Magnoliopsida; Malvales; Malvaceae. Gene Ontology annotation, molecular function: glutathione gamma-glutamylcysteinyltransferase activity; metal ion binding. The record is from RefSeq and is a predicted model, not a curated record. Gene Ontology annotation, biological process: cellular detoxification of cadmium ion; response to metal ion; phytochelatin biosynthetic process.
UUAUAAUAAACAGUUAUUUGACCCUUCUUUUGGAUCCUAACAUUCUUCUCCAUUUCGCCAUUAAUAUUCAACCCGAACUUCGUAGAAAAAAGACUGCAAAUUGUAGAAUUAAUGGCAAUGGAGUUGACUCAAGUAUAAGUUUUGCGUUCAUUCAACGCCGAUAAGACACGUGGCUGGCUUGGGUUGUUUCUUAACAUGUGCCAUGGCCGUAUUGUACCGGUUACCUGAUACGAAGUCUGCAGACUAACAGUUAAGAGCAAAAACAUUUCUCAAGAAGUUGAAAAAAGAAGCCGGCAAUGGCGUUGGCGGGUCUUUACAGAAGAACUCUUCCCUCUCCUCCUGCAAUCGAGUUCGCUUCUCCGGAGGGCAAGCAACUGUUCACGGAAGCUCUUGCUGGAGGAACGAUGGAAGGCUUUUUCAAACUUAUAUCAUACUACCAAACGCAAUCGGAGCCUGCGUAUUGCGGACUCGCCACUCUCGCCAUGGUCUUAAACGCCCUCGCUAUCGAUCCUGGAAGAACCUGGAAGGGGCCUUGGAGAUGGUUCGAUGAUUCGAUGUUAGAUUGCUGCGAGCCUCUGGAGAAAAUCAAAGAUCAAGGCAUCACUUUUGGUAAAGUUGCUUGCUUGGCUGUUUGCAACGGUGCUGAUGUUGAAACUUUCAGGACCAACCAAUCUAGUUUGGACGAUUUUCGGCAACGCGUAAUUUCGUGUACUUCCUCCGAGGAUUGCCAUUUGAUCGUCUCAUACCACAGAGGAGUUUUCAAGCAGACAGGAAGUGGUCAUUUUUCGCCAAUUGGGGGUUACCAUGCUGGAAAAGAUAUGGUUCUGAUUUUGGACGUUGCUAGAUUUAAAUACCCUCCUCACUGGGUUCCUCUUUCCCUUCUUUGGGAGGCUAUGAACACUGUCGACGAAGCAACCGGACAUCGUAGAGGGUUCAUGGUUAUUUCAAAGCUUCAUCAAGCGGCAUCCGUACUUUAUACUGUGAGCUGUAGACACAAGGAUUGGAACUUUGUUGCAAAGUACUUGACAGAAGAUGUUCCCCUUCUCUUCACUUCCGGGUAUCUAAAAGAUGUUGAUGAUGUAUUAUGCCUUGUAUUCAAAUCAGCACCUCCCAAUUUGCGAGAACUCAUCAAGUGGGUGGCAGAGGUUCGGAGACAGGAUGAUGGCAGUACUAUGUUAGGUGAAGAGGAGAAACGAAGGCUUGCACUCAAGGAAGAAGUAUUGAAACAAAUACGAGAGACUGAACUAUUCAGACAUGUGACGAGAUAUUUGGCAUUUGAGAGCUCGUUGUGCAACAACGUGGCAUCUUUGGGUUAUGAAGAUAGGUUAGCUGACAUUGCUGCUAAUGUAUGUUGUCAAGGAGCAGAACUUCUAACGGGGAAAAUCGGGUCAUCAAAUGGAUUAUGCUGUAAAGGAACAAAUGUGAAGCUUAUAAAAACUGACAGUAAGGAGCCUGUCACAAUGGUUUCAGGCACGGUAAUUAGUAAUGGCACUGAACAAAGGGUUGAUAUGCUUAUCCCAUCAUCUCAAGUAGAGCCCAGUUGUUUGUGUGAUUUUGACCAAAAUAAUUGUUGUGGCAUGCAUCCAUCAAUGGGGGAUGGUCUGACAGUACUUCUUUUUGCCCUGCCUCAAGAUACCUGGUUGGGCCUUAAAGAGGAGAAGCUACAGGCACAGAUGAAAGGUCUUACAUUGGUUGCCAGUCUCCCGACUUUGCUUCGAGAGGAGGUUCUGCAUUUGCAACGGCAGCUCUAUUUCCUCAAGGCUGAUCUCAAUGUCUCAUCCUCAUCUGCUUAAUUUUUGGUUAGACAAGCAGCAUGCUGAAGAGCACUGGACCGACUUCUUUAUUGGUUACGUCAGGAACUCCUUUAGUUGUGCAGUUAUUCUGCAAUUUAGAAUUUAACAUGCAAUUUAUAAUUCUAUAUCUUUUUGGAAUCUGAAUAUUGAAUUUUUACCAAAAUUUUAAUAUUAGUUUAGUUUUCUUCCCAAA